This is a messenger RNA of Suillus paluster, 2388 nucleotides long. RefSeq names its product Endonuclease/exonuclease/phosphatase. Lineage: Eukaryota; Fungi; Basidiomycota; Agaricomycetes; Boletales; Suillaceae. Gene Ontology annotation, molecular function: protein binding; phosphatidylinositol-4,5-bisphosphate 5-phosphatase activity. The transcript is spliced from 4 exons. The record is from RefSeq and is a predicted model, not a curated record. Gene Ontology annotation, biological process: phosphatidylinositol dephosphorylation. The coding region runs from base 1 to 2388 and encodes 795 amino acids.
AUGAACAUAGGCGCUCCUUCACCAACAGACAUCAUAUCUGACCGCAAACCUCUCGGAAGCGGCAAGCUCCCACCUCCGCCAACACGAACUAUCGCACCAGGCGAUAAACUCCCUCCUGCUCGACGUGCGCACAGCCCAUCAUCCGAUGAGGAUUCCGGUCCUGAAGAAUGCGACCACCUGCACAUGCUUCCAGACGCAAGCCGUGCCUCCCGUCGUCCACCCACAGUACGAACCCCCAAGAUCCACGUCCCAGCAUAUGCAGCACAUGUCCUAGUCGCAGGUCCACGCGUGCUCGUAGCUACUCACCACCACCUGCGCUGCUUCGACUUUGCCCAAUUCGCCGACGUCCCUAUGUGGGUUCGAGACACGAAAGACAUGGGCGUACGCGAUGCAAAAGUCACCGCACUCGAAUUUCGAGCUGGGAGUAGAGCUGGGGUAGUAUGGGCCGGGACUAAAGAUGGUCGAUUGCUAGAGGUGGAUAUGGAUUCUGGAGAAGUGACCCCUUUGAAGCUCGGUUCGCAUGCGGGCAUGGUGACGCAUAUCUUCCGACACGGGAAUGCGAUGGUUACUGUGGAUGAUAGCGGCAAAGUGCUGGUGUUCAAGCCUACCGCUGGUUCGGAUGGCCCGGGCCUCAAACACGUAUACCGCAUCGCUGAUAAACAAGAAUUCGUCAAGUUAAUCGGUGGGCUCCUCUGGACGAGCGUGCGCAGCGACACCAGCGGCUCUGGACCUCCCAUAAUCCGGAUCUACGACGUGUUCAACGAAGGCAGCACCGCACGCACCGCAAGCGUACCCCCAAGCACCACCCACCACGUCGGAGCAGUAACAAGCGGCACACUCCUCCAAUCACGCAGAGGAUACGCCUACCUCGGCCACGAAGGCGGGUUCAUCAGCAUCUGGAACCUAUCCUCCGGCCCCGAAUGCACAGACGUAGUCAAAGUGAGCUCAUCAGACGUUCUAAGCCUCGAGGGCGUCGGAUCGCGUUUAUGGGCAGGCGGACGAACGGGGGUGAUAUGCGCGUAUGAUGUAAUGAGUCGUCCGUGGGUGGUGACGAAUGCGUGGCAUGCGCAUGCGGGAUUACCUGUGAUGAGGAUAUUUGUGGAUCCGUGGUCGAUUGAGAGGGAGGAGAAGUUGAAUGUGGUGAGUGUUGGGAGGGAUGAGCAGAUGAGGGUUUGGGAUGGGUUGUUGGGGGUUGACUGGAUUGGGAAUGAGCUGUUGAAGCGCGAACGUGCGUUUAGCUCCUUCCGCACGAUCAACGUUCUUGUCGUUUCAUGGAAUGUGGACGCUACUAAGCCAGACGCACUCACUGACGACCUUGCAAACCUCACCUUCCUUAACGACGCUCUCAAAUCCGUCUCACCCGCACCAGACAUCAUCUCAUUUGGAUUCCAAGAGCUCAUCGACCUCGAGAGCCGCAAGAUGGCUGCAAAGACUGUACUCCUAGGUGGAAAGAAAAAGGGUGAGGAGGGCAAGAUAUCAGAGAAGGUGACUUCCAGUUACAAGCGGUGGCAUGAUCGCCUCGUUCGGGAGGUGGCGGCGCUUUCGGAGAAGUAUACAGUGAUACAUACGGAGAGUCUCGUUGGGCUGUUCACAUGCAUGUUUGUGAAGAACUCGGAGAAGGACUCGUUGAAGGAUGUAGCUAUAUCGACGAUCAAGCGGGGUAUGGGGGGCAGGUAUGGCAAUAAGGGAGGAAUUGUUGCGCGGUUCGUGAUCGGUGAUUCAUCGAUCUGUUUCAUCAAUUGCCAUCUUGCGGCUGGGCAGCAUCAUGUCCGACAGCGGAAUGCAGAUGUGACUGCGAUGUUGGAGGAAAAAUCCGUUUUUCCACCUUCGCAUGCUGUCGAAGAGUCUCAUGCGUAUGUUGGUGGGGGAGAUGGUUCUAUGGUUCUAGACCAUGAGAUCGUCUUUCUCAACGGCGACCUAAACUACCGCAUCGACCAACGCCGUGACGCCGUCAUAUCCGCCAUCCAAAGUGGUGAUCUUGAAUCCCUACACACGCACGACCAACUCCUCAAAGAAAUGAAACACAACCGCGGUUUCCGCCUCCGCUUCUUCCACGAAGGACCUCUCACCUUCAUCCCCACGUACAAAUACGACCGCCGUUCCUCACAAUUCGACACCUCGGAGAAAAAGAGGGUGCCUGCGUGGUGCGAUCGCGUGCUGUGGCGCAGCAGAGACCCGGAGCGAGUGAAGCAGCUUCAUUAUAAGAGGUAUGAAGCGAAUGUGAGCGAUCAUCGACCUGUGAGCGCUGCGUUUGAGAUGACUGUCAAGAGUGUGAGGGGGGAUGCGGUUGCGAGGGAGAGGGGAGUUGUUAGGGAGUUGUGGUUUGGGACACAGGUGGAGUUGUUGGCUAGGGCGAGGGAGUUUUAUGUUGAGCAGGCUUUGAUAUAG